Messenger RNA from Microdochium trichocladiopsis, 897 nucleotides. RefSeq lists its product as uncharacterized. Lineage: Eukaryota; Fungi; Ascomycota; Sordariomycetes; Xylariales; Microdochiaceae. The record is from RefSeq and is a predicted model, not a curated record. The annotation marks the transcript as partial. Gene Ontology annotation, cellular component: membrane. The transcript has 3 exons. Gene Ontology annotation, biological process: calcium ion transmembrane transport; intracellular calcium ion homeostasis. Gene Ontology annotation, molecular function: calcium:proton antiporter activity.
ACUUCUAGAAACUCAAUUGAUCUCUCCUUUGCGACUAUUGCAGUACUGAAGGGGAAGCCUUUAGUAGCACAAAACGCACUCGUGGGAGUGCUUCUAGGGAACCUCCUCGUUAUCAUGGGCAUGUGCUUCAUAAGCGGAGGUUUCCACCACUCGUACCAAGAAUAUUCCUCCACAAUGGCACGUCUUAAUUCUCAGAUGCUCGUAGUCAGCUUAAUGAGUAUUAUCGUUCCUACUAUAACUAGAAAUCGCACAUCUAGGAAACUAGCUGACACUCAAUUAGAUAAUAUACGAGAGCCUGCUAACAUAUCUCACGCUGUAGCCUGGGUCCUGAUUGCACAGUUCGUCCUAUACAUCUUCUCUUCCCUCCCGAUCAAGUACGAGGGCCUGGGACAGUGGCGUAAUCAACAGAAGGAGAAAAACGCGCAUAUGUCUCGUUUGCCAUAUUCAGUUUCUAUCGCUGGAAUAGUUCUGAGCUAUUCCGCAGCCGUCGCGUCGUCCUAUUUUCUUAUAGAGGGUUUAGCCGCUCGUGAGCUACAAACGAUCUCUAUCGAUUUCCUUGAGUUGAUUGUCAUACCACUGGCGCUGGGAAUCAUCGACCAGGUAACGAUCAUCACUAAGACAAAGAAUCAGGAUAUUAGCUGGCUUAUCGAUACGGCAGUGGUAUCAAGCAUUAGGGUUUCGCUCUUCGCGUUCCCCAUUGCGGUACUUACCGGCGUUCUGAUUUCAUCGACCUCCGUGCUAGCCUUUGAUACUUUCCAAGCAAUCAUGCUUGCCAUUGCGGUCUUACUAGUCAACUACGUGUUGCACUCUGGCAAGGCAUUCUGGAUCGAGGGGUCAAUGCUCAUAUCUGCAUAUGUUCUAACCGCGAUCGUUCUAUGGCACUAUCCUAUUCACUAG